This is a messenger RNA of Cynara cardunculus var. scolymus (artichoke), 2786 nucleotides long. Its product is annotated as myosin-13. The transcript is spliced from 5 exons. The coding region runs from base 153 to 2639 and encodes 828 amino acids. The record is from RefSeq and is a predicted model, not a curated record. Lineage: Eukaryota; Viridiplantae; Streptophyta; Magnoliopsida; Asterales; Asteraceae.
UGGCUUUUUUCUUUCACUUCCAUCUUCUUGUCUCCCUCUCUAUCAUCAAUUUCUCUCUCUAGAAGACCCGCCGCCGGCAAGUUCUCCGUCAACGCCGUGCUCGUUAGUUUUGUGAUUAGUCCUUCAACUGAGAAUUCACAAGGGGCAUAAAGAUGAAGAAGCUUUUCUUUUUCAAGUCAUCUGCAUCUAGCAAUGGUACAAACAGUCUAGCAUCAUCUCAAUCAAAAGAUAAGCAAUUGCAUUCUGAGAAAUCGUUAGAAGGGACCUGUAAAUCCAGAUCCAAAAAGGCUGCAUAUGAAGAUCAAAGCAGUCCAGUUCUUAGAAAGAGCCGAUCGUAUUCAUCUGGUACUGUUCAUGAUAGUGGGCUGCUAAGAACUCAGAGUGACUCUCCUUGUAGUAGCAGCAGCAAUUUCUCUCACAAACAAUCGGCUUCUCAUUCUUUGCAUCGAGCUCUAACACCUGAGAGGCAUUCAAGGGCAAAAUGGUGUGAAGAUCCUACCAUAGAUGGUGCACAGAGGAUAGAGAAAUUCAUAUUUGCUGGAGUUGAUAACGUUUCAUCCGAAAGCUCAUCUUAUUGCUCAACUAAUGCAUCAAAUAAGGUUCUUGAUCGAUACAUUGAUGGUGAACAACACCAAGAAAAGAGUUACAUGCAGAUGAAUUCCAACACAAGAAGUCAUGUCUGUCAAUCAAAUGGUGACGGAAAAAGACCGCCACGAGUCCAGUAUGCAGCACCGUCAUCACCUUUUGAUGGCGGUUUGACACAGAAACCAAGGGCGCAUUCGUUUAGAGAUCCUAAUAGAGAAUCUAAACUCUAUAUGUCAACUAGAGAUUGGGUAGAGAAUGGUGCUGCACAUGAAUCCCCAAGAAAACUUGCGAAGCAGGUCAUGGAAAGACUUUCUCAGUCUCGUCGUUUGCCUAGGGUGGACUCGGAACAGUUUGAUCAUGAUACCCCGAUCACAAUCGAAGAUAUCUAUGGCAGGUCCCAAAAUUGUUUGCCUUCAGAUGGACCUGUUAAAGAAACUUCAAGUUUCAAAGAAAGGAACUAUGGGCUUGAUGAUAAUUGCAGCAGGGUUUUGGAAUAUGAGGAAUCAGAAGAGGCGGAUGAGAUUUCAUUACUGAGGGCUGAAUUGGAUUCACGAACACGGAAAUUGGAGAAAGAGAAAAACGAGUUGCAGUCGGCAUUGGAGAAGGAGUUAGACAGGAGGUCAACUGAGUGGUCAAUGAAGCUCGAGAAAUACCAAAUGGAAGAGCGUAGGCUUCGGGAGCGAGUAAGGGAGCUUGCAGAGCAAAAUGUGUCUCUUCAAAGGGAAGUCUCGUUGUUUGGGGAACGGGAAUUGGAUAAUCAGAGCAGGUUGAUACAUUCGGGUCAACAAGUCAAGGAUCUAUCUGCAAAGAUGGAAGAAGUAACCAAUCAGAAUCAAAAUCUACAUCAAAAUCUUUCAGAAUUACAGGAUAAAUACAGAGCAGCCGAAGAAGAUCUUGACUGCUUCAAAAGAAACUAUGCAGAUAAAGAUAAAGAGUGCAAGGAGUUGCAUAGUGCUGUUACAAGAUUGCUUAGAACCUGCAGCGAACAAGAGAAAACGAUUGAAGGGUUGCGUGAGGGGCUUAGUGAGGAAGUGAGGAAGAAAGGGUCGGUGGAGAACAAGUUUGACCAUAACCAGCAGUCAAAGCUGCAAAUCGAGCACUUGAGGUUAACUGGGGUCGAACAAACUUUGAGGAAGGAGGUGGAAUCGUACAGGCUAGAAGUUGAUUCUCUUAGACAUGAAAAUAUAAACCUUUUACACCGUUUGAAAGGGAGUUCCAAAGACGGUGGCUUUUCGACCUUCAAGCUGGAUCAAGAACUAUGGAGCUGCGUUCAUUGCUUGCAAAAUCAAGGAACGUGCUUGAUUAAUGAUAACGUUCAGCUAUGCUCUAAGUUACUGGAAAAUGUGAAAGAAAGAGCAUUAAACUCUGAUAAUGAAGCGUCAAAAAAUGGGUUAGACAGCCAAUUCAUUAUGGAAUCAGAUAUGAAACUCCAAGGGUUUAAAAGGGGUGCCGAAAGCCUAACAAGAAGUUUGCAGACGGUAUCUGAUGUUCUACGUGAGAAAUCCUGCACAGGAACUCUAUAUAGUGACUGCUCUGAGGAGGUUGUUAAGUCUGAUUUGAAAGCAGAAUGUUUAAUGACAAGUUUGCUUCGGGAAAAACUGUAUGCGAAAGAGGUGGAUGUAGAGCGACUGGAGGCUGAGGUGGCGACGGGUGUUAGAGGAAAUGAGAUUCUUAGAUGUGAGGUACAAAAUGCAAUGGAUAAUCUUUCAUGCAUCACUCACAAGAUGAAAGACCUUGAAAUUCAGGUGAUGAAAAAGGAUGAAAGCAUUUAUCGGCUGCAAAAUGAUCUACAAGAUUGCAAAAAAGAAUUAAGUGUCGUAAAUGGGAUAUUACCAAAAGUGUCGGAGGAACGAGAUAUGAUGUGGGAGGAGGUGAGACAGUACAGUGAGAAUAACAUGCUGUUGAGUUCUGAAGUUGGGAUGUUGAAGAAGAAAGUAGAGGCUUUGGAUGAAGAGGUAUUAUUGAAAGAAGGCCAGAUUUCAAUCCUGAAAGAUGCUCUUGGGAAGCAGCCCUUUGAUCUUCUUUCCAGCAGUGAAGGCUUCUUGCUGCAGUAGUUGCUUAAUAUGUUCAUACUCUUAAUACAUAAUUUUGUGUGGAUUUUUUCUUUCUUACUUUCUUCAAAGAGUUUGGGAUGGUUUUCUUUUGUUUUUUGUAAGUAAAACUGGUAAAUGGUGAUAGUUUGUGAACAAAUGUUUACAUAU